AUGAAUCCAACAUUCCUGACCAAGAGUUCUGUUCAUGUAACUUUGGUAAUACAUAUUGUCAACAUUUACGUAGAAGAGCAUUCAUCUUCCGAAACAGAUUUCACUGUCUUAGACGAUGAACAGCUUUGCCGUUCUUACAUUCAUGUUGCCUAUGAUUCAGAGAAUCCUUGUGAACAAGAUAGUGAUGAAUUAUGGCAGAGAAUAGCCAAACACUAUCUUGAAUCUUCCGCUGAAAAUGCUAAGAAACGCACUAUUUCUGCCUUGUCUUACCGUUGGGAUUGCAUUGGCGAGUCAGUAACCAAAUAUCAUGAAAUUUUAACCAGAUUAAGAGAGGAGGAAGCAGGUGGCUCUGAGGACGAAUCAAAUGAUUCAACGGCAAGAAAUGAGAUGCCAAAACCCAAGGUGGCAAGAUUUGGUCAGUCUGUUGAUGAUUUUGAUGAUGAGGAGGUAGAAGAAGAGGCUUUUUCAACUCGCUCAGUUAAAACAGGACUGGAAAACAGCCAAGAAUCAGCCAAAAGAAAGAGUGGUGAUGAUAUUGAAAAGUUUUUUCUUACCCAAAAAGAACUCAUGAGAAGAGGUGAUGAACGGACUGAGUACCUUAAGGAAAGUAUAUUACUUGCCCGGAAAAAGCUCAAGAUUGAACAGGAACACACCUUAGCCAUAGAAAAGCAAACCGCAGUCCUCCGAAAAUCUCAAGAUAUUCAAAUCUUGUUUAUGAAUCCUUUGUCAAUUGAAAAUCUUGAAGACCGCGAGAUCCUUUUGGAGGAGCAACGGGAAAUCAGGAAGAGAGGCGUAGGAAAGGAACCUACCAGCAUAUUCAACAAGGGUGAUAGUAAUGAUGCCAAGGCUUUAGAUAGCAAUUAA
This is a messenger RNA of Phycomyces blakesleeanus NRRL 1555(-), 864 nucleotides long. RefSeq lists its product as hypothetical. Bases 1 to 864 code for a protein of 287 amino acids. NCBI's taxonomy places the organism in Eukaryota, Fungi, Mucoromycota, Mucoromycetes, Mucorales, Phycomycetaceae. The record is from RefSeq and is a predicted model, not a curated record. The transcript is spliced from 3 exons.